AUGCAUAACUAAAUUAAGACUAAGUAAAAUCUUUAUAGACAGAGUAACACAUAUCAUGUUAUAAUUAGAUUUAUAUUUUGCAGAUAACAAAACCCCUUUAAGUUUUUCUUAAUCUGAAAGAAUGAAACCUUUUAGAAUGAAAUACACUGUUGAAAUAGAUAAUGAAUACUCUGAUCCACCAACUUAAAUGAUUGAUAUUACUAAACUUCCUAAUGGAUAAUUCAAAGAUACAAGUAACUUCUAUGUUUUAAUAAGGAUACACACACACCGAUGAAUCUUUUUUUGUAAAAAUGGGUGGCAAGAAUAGAGAAUUAAUUGCAUAAAAACUUAGAUCUAGAUUAGAAAGUAGAUAGAGUCCAAUGAGAUUUAAGGGUAUUUGAUGAUAAAUAUUAUAAUAAAAGCUAGAAAGUCCAAUUUUUGAUAAAAAGAUGAUCAAUAAAGCUCUUAGAUUGUAAUAAUAAAAGUAAUCAAAUUCAGCAAGGAUUUUUCGAAUUUAAACAGCUAAAUUAUCUCCCUUGAGUAGAAUUGAAGUAAGGGCAGAGAGUGGAGAAUUAUAAGAUGAGAAAUCUAUACAAUAAUUUAGUUCAUCGCAGUAAAAACUAUUUCGGAUACUUUUAAAUAGGAAAUGA
Molecule: messenger RNA, 629 nt
Organism: Paramecium sonneborni
Lineage: Eukaryota; Ciliophora; Oligohymenophorea; Peniculida; Parameciidae
Source: the annotation of a GenBank genome assembly